CUCGAGCCGGGUCCUGGACCUCCCGAGCGGGCAGGGGGCGGUGGCGCGGCCCGCUGGGUCCGGCUGAACGUGGGCGGCACCUACUUCGUGACCACCAGACAGACCCUAGGCCGGGAGCCCAAGUCUUUUCUCUGCCGCCUCUGCUGCCAGGAGGACCCGGAGCUGGACUCAGACAAGGACGAGACAGGGGCCUAUCUGAUUGACAGGGAUCCUACCUACUUUGGUCCAAUCCUAAACUACCUCCGCCACGGGAAACUCAUCAUUACAAAGGAGUUGGCAGAAGAAGGUGUGCUGGAAGAGGCAGAGUUUUACAACAUCGCGUCUCUCGUGCGACUGGUUAAGGAAAGGAUACGGGACAAUGAAAACAGAACUUCACAAGGCCCCGUGAAGCACGUGUACAGAGUCUUGCAGUGCCAGGAAGAGGAGCUGACGCAGAUGGUCUCCACCAUGUCUGACGGGUGGAAGUUUGAGCAGCUAAUCAGCAUCGGCUCUUCCUAUAACUAUGGAAAUGAGGAUCAGGCAGAAUUCCUCUGUGUCGUCUCCAGAGAACUAAAUAAUUCUACCAAUGGCAUUGUCAUAGAGCCGAGUGAAAAGGCCAAGAUUCUUCAGGAGAGAGGAUCUCGGAUGUGAACUCCAGAGUCCUAAACGUCAAGAGAGCCGCCCAGCAGAGCACCUCUGGGAAGUGAAACCUUGCUCCUGUACAGUAACCGAGCUACUGCAAAGCAAAGCUGAGCCUGGUCCCCGGUAGAGUGUGUUCUGGUCAAAACCAAAGGAACCCCACCCCCACCCACAGGAACCUGGAGACAGAUGCAGCUUCCGGCUGCAGAAGACCUUUUCAGAGACCUGCUUUUGUUUUCUUAGCCAGUUUUCCACCAAAUCUUCACAGCAGCUUCUGGGCCAGGUUCCCCAUUGGAACCCUGAUGGGGGCCUGGGGGCGGGGGAGGGGAAGGAGAAGGCCUAGCUCCUUGUAUGAGCCUGUACUUCAAGGAGGCUGCAGCAAACGGAAAAGGAUUGUCCCUGAGCUGCACCAUGUUUUCACCUGAGUGUGCCACGGUAGGUGUUGGCAGCUCUCAGGAACACUGUCAUUCCCUUCCUUUUGUGCACCCCGGACAAGUGUAGCAGAUGCAGAGAAUUCCGGCUUCCAUUUGUCGAACUGAGCUGAGGUUUUGGCUAAAGAGUUGCUGGAGUACCCCACAUUCCUAUGAACAGAGCCUCUUUUGAGGAAGGGCGGGGGAGCUGUCCUUGCUUAUGGCUGGGGCUUGGGGGUUGCUGCUCGGGGCGUGGGGCAUUCAGCUGCUGCCGCAUUCAGCUCUGCCUUGUCUCCAGCAGCCUGGACCCACCACGUAGCUUACUUUCUCCCCAAGAAGAGGUUGAGGCAGGUGGCAUCCUGCACGGAAUCAGACAGACAGAUGGGAGCUUUAGGUAGUUGGUAUAACUGCUUCUGUAGCCUUUUCUUACCCUCCAUUGGCCUGUCUUCCUUCCCCAACCUUUCAAACUGGAAUAAAGGGACUUUGGACCCUUAAUGGCACGGGGUGGGGAUGGCUAUUUCUUUGCCAAACGUGUUACGUUGUAGUAUCCAAAGUGUUAUUUCUGUGAUCGUCUCUUGGAAAUGCCUUGACUGAACGUGC
Molecule: messenger RNA, 1628 nt
Organism: Pteropus alecto (black flying fox)
Lineage: Eukaryota; Metazoa; Chordata; Mammalia; Chiroptera; Pteropodidae
Gene: KCTD2
Product: potassium channel tetramerization domain containing 2
Exons: 6
Biological process (GO): proteasome-mediated ubiquitin-dependent protein catabolic process; protein homooligomerization
Cellular component (GO): Cul3-RING ubiquitin ligase complex; cytoplasm
Molecular function (GO): cullin family protein binding
Source: RefSeq, a predicted model, not a curated record